ACCAAAUAGCCAAGACUUGUCGGAGCUACUGAAAACCACCGAAGGUUUCAGUAGUGCCAUCAACAUGGAGUUUGGUGUCGAUAAAUGUGCGGUUAUGCAUGUACAGCGGGGGAGGGUUGUAAAUUCAACAAAUUUACAACUCUCUGAGACAAUGUCUUUCAGAUCUAUCUCUGAAUCAGAAACCUAUAAAUACCUUGGCAUGUCACAGUCGUUGGGUAUUGAGGACGAGGGUAUUAGACGGUCGGUGAAGGAGCGUUUUUUCAGUCGGCUCACAAAAGUCCUUAACAGUCUUUUGUCAGGAGGCAACAAAGUGCGCGCCUUCAACGCCUGGGUAAUGCCCCUACUCACAUACUCCUUUGGCAUACUAAGGUGGACUCAGACCGAGCUGGACGCCCUGGAUCGGAGGGUCCGGUCACUGCUCACCUCACAUCGCAUGCUACACCCACGCUCGUCAGUUAUGAGAUUGUACAUCCCACGGAAGUGUGGAGGCCGAGGCUUCCUAAACGCCAAGGAUCUCCACAACCGCGAGGUGUACAAUCUCAGGAAUUAUUUCCUUAACAACGAGUGUGGGAUGCAUCGUGAUGUGGUGGCAGUAGACAGGAACCUCACGCCGCUCUCCUUGGCAAACGAGAACUGGCGCAAACCUGUGGUACUAAGUACUGCGGAUCGCAAGGCGGCAUGGGAGAGUAAGGUGCUACACGGGCGGUUCUACAAGGCCCUCACGGGACCCGAUGUGGACCUGCUCGCGUCGGUGAACUGGUUACGAUUCGGGGACCUCUUCGGAGAAACCGAGGGUUUUGCCUGUGCAAUUGCGGACGAAGUGAUGAUGACGAACAACUAUCGGAAAUAUAUCCUGAAGGACGGUACGGUCGACAUUUGUCGGGCAUGCCGCCGUCCCGGAGAGUCACUCAGGCAUAUCAUUUCCGGUUGUUCUCAUCUUGCUAACGGCGAGUACUUGCACAGACAUAAUCUCGUAGCCAGAAUUAUUCACCAGCAACUUGCUCUUCUAUAUGGCCUUGUGGACCGCGAAGUACCGUACUACAAGUACUUACCUGUGCCUGUUCUCGAGAAUGGUCGUGCCACGCUCUAUUGGGAUCGAUCUAUCAUCACAGACAGGACUAUUGUAGCCAAUAAGCCUGACAUUGUGAUAAUAGAUCGAUCGCAACGUCGGGCCGUGCUCGUUGACAUCACCAUCCCCCAUGAUGAGAAUCUCGUGAAGGCCGAGAAGGACAAGUCCAGUAAGUACCUAGACUUGGCUCACGAGAUAACCGCCAUGUGGGAUGUUGAUUCGACGAUCAUUGUCCCGAUAGUCGUUUCAGUGAACGGUCUAAUAGCGAAGAGUCUCGACCAACAUCUUGAGAGACUCUCGCUAGGUGGUUGGAUCAAGGGUCAGAUGCAGAAGGCGGUGAUCUUGGACACGGCGCGGAUAGUCCGCCGGUUCCUCUCUCUGCAGCCCUGACCACCGGUAGCUUGGGCCUUGCCCCGCUGCUGGCGGCACCCUAGGUUAGGUUUUUUUAUAAUGUGUUUAUAUGUAUUUUUUAUUGUUUUGU
This is a messenger RNA of Cydia splendana, 1550 nucleotides long. RefSeq lists its product as uncharacterized. NCBI's taxonomy places the organism in Eukaryota, Metazoa, Arthropoda, Insecta, Lepidoptera, Tortricidae. The record is from RefSeq and is a predicted model, not a curated record. Bases 65 to 1459 code for a protein of 464 amino acids. The transcript is spliced from 2 exons.